AUGGACCAUGAACAUUACCGGAGGGUAUCUACCAAUAUCACCCAAUGUCCCGGUUCCUCCCAUGAUGACCCCUGCCACACCAACGUCCCAGGCGUGGGUUUGAUACCAUCCGGACUCGUGCUUUGGACCAUUGCGGCGUUGCUUCUAUGCUUUUGGCCAGUGGACAAGGCCUUUCCUCGGGUCGUGGAGUUGGUAUCCCUCCUGACGGUGCCCAUUUGCAGUACAUUGCUCCAGGGCAGCACGGAGCCGACUCUGGAAUUAUCUGUGGCAAAGGUGCACCACUGUCUGAAGCUGGUCUUGCAGCAGUUACGGGUACCCUUGCAACUGGCGCUCCAUGAAGGUGAGGAUGCAGGCCAUCGGUUGAGGCAGCUGUGGCAACUUCUCACAGGCCUUGACCAACAGCUUGAAGCCCAAUUCACCUCGAGCGUGUUGCAGUCCACUUGGAAACAGACUUCGGCCGAGAAGGCCGAUUUGAGCUGUUUGGCCAAGGCUGCGGCCUGGUGGCAGCCUUGCGAGAGCAAGGGCAGCAAGGGCAGCAAGGGCAGCAAGGUGCUCCCCGAAUCGCUUCCGGGAAGUCCAAGGAGUCCCUGCAGUCAGCGCAAGGAGGUGAGAGAGACAGGACUUUUGGAGGUUUCAACUUCAAUUGGCUCCAUGACACAAUGGGAAGUCCUUCCGGACGGGGUCCGUAUGGAGUUGGAAAUUGACUUGGAAAGAGAGUCGAUGCGAGUCACAGAGGUGAAAUUUUAUCUUCCGCAAGAAGAGCGUGAUGCUUUUCAUUUGAAGAGCCUCUUCGCGGAGGAGGAUUAUGAAAACUUUCGCAAUUGGUUGGAGCCGGAGGUGAAUCGAUCUAUGCACGGCACAGCUAUUGGCGAAAGCACAUCCUGCGCAAUGCGGCUGCCGAUCGGAGGACGUGUGAAUGGUAUUCUGGCGGUGGAUGGAUUGAAUGGCUUGAGGCUGCGGUGUUCCAUGACCCAAAUGAGCGUGGACAAAAGUUGAGACCAUCAACGUCGCAAUCUUUGGCAUUUUAUGAUGUCUGAACAUGUCGGCCUAAAACCUGGGCUGGUGGUUUCAGCAUGUUUCAGCCA
Cladocopium goreaui is the source of this 1085-nucleotide messenger RNA. Lineage: Eukaryota; Dinophyceae; Suessiales; Symbiodiniaceae. The record is from the annotation of a GenBank genome assembly.